Drechmeria coniospora is the source of this 1596-nucleotide messenger RNA. RefSeq lists its product as uncharacterized. Gene Ontology annotation, molecular function: chromatin DNA binding. The record is from RefSeq and is a predicted model, not a curated record. Gene Ontology annotation, cellular component: nucleus. The transcript has 2 exons. The coding region runs from base 1 to 1596 and encodes 531 amino acids. NCBI's taxonomy places the organism in Eukaryota, Fungi, Ascomycota, Sordariomycetes, Hypocreales, Ophiocordycipitaceae.
AUGGCGCCCGGCACGAGGAUUCGGCUGAAGCUGACGAGAGGCUCCAACACCUCAGAGAGCACCCCCCAGAGCUUUGCGGAUCUCGAGGAUGAGCCGAUGCCCGACGCCGACGUCGAUGGCGCCGCCGGUGCCGACGCUGGCAACGUCGACGAUACAUCCGAGCACGGCGAGACGGCUGCGCGAGACGACGACGACGACGACGAUGACGACGACGACGAAGAGGAUCGCGAGCGCGCCGCCGACGAGUCGGGCGACGACGACGACGGCAAGGAGGAAGAAUCAGCCAAGGAACCGACGCCGCCGCCGCAGCCCGUCAUUCGCAGAAAACGACUUGGCCGUCCGCCGAAGAACAAGCCCCCGGACUGGGAUCCGAUGGUAACGGUCACCGACGACACCCCUCGUCGCCGAGGUCGCGGCGGAUGGAGGGGUCGCGGCGGUCGCAAGGGGGGUCCGGCCGCGCCCAAGGCCGAGCAGAUCAUCGACGGCGAGGGAACCGUGGCCGAGAUUGUCAACGACGAGUGCGCCCUCGCCGAGGAUGCCGAGGGCGAGGCCAAGGUCGACAAGCUGGGAAACCUCGACGGCGGUCGCGACUACCGGUGCCGCACCUUUACCGUCCUCGGCCGCGGGAACCGGCUGUACAUGCUGUCGACGGAGCCCGCCCGCUGCGUCGGCUUCCGGGACAGCUACCUCUUCUUCACCAAGCACCGCAAGCUCUACAAGAUCAUCAUCGACGACGACGAGAAGAGGGACAUGAUUGAGCGCGAGAUCAUCCCCCACUCCUACAAGGGCCGUUCCAUCGGAAUCGUCACCGCCCGCUCCGUCUUCCGAGAGUUUGGCGCGAGGAUCAUCGUCGGCGGCCGCCGCAUCGUCGACGACUACGGCGUCUCCCAGGCGAGAGCCGACGGCGUCGCCGAGGGACAGCUGGCCGAUCCGGACGACCACUUCAUCCCGGGCGAGCCCUACAACAAGAACCAGUACGUGGCCUGGCACGGCGCCAGCGCCGUCUACCACACAAACGUGCCCUCCGCCCCCGUCCCGAGCGGCAAGCCCGAAUACAAGAAGCGCAAGGUCAACGUCAACGACACCAACUGGAUGCUCGAGCACGCGCGCGAGGCGAGCAUCUUCAACUCGGGAAUCAACGCCAUUCGGAAGCAGAACAACGGCGGCGUCUACGACAUUCACACCAACGUCAUGCAGUACCCAGCCAUCAUGCAGCCGACCGUCGCCCGCAUAGAGCAGGUGGCGCCGGAGGACGGUGACGGCGCAAAGGGCAGCAGCCACGGCCUGCCCCCGGUAUCCGCGAGGCUGUCUCGAAACUUCCUCGUCACCGACACGUACCUGGAAGCUCCACCGGCCGGCGCCUUCCCCUUGCCGCUGAGCAAGUCAGACCCGUCCGACUUUCUGGCUUCCUUCCAAGGACUGGCGACGGUGCCUGACGAAAUCAAGGAUCUGCUGCCUCCAGAAUGUCGGGAGGCGUUUGAGAAGACGAGGAGGGAAGACAGGGAGUGGAAAUCCCGGUGGGGAACCGAGGGCCAAUCGACGUCUCGACGAGACCCCAUCAUCGACAAGGCCAUUGUGCCAUACAGCAUGGCAUAG